Molecule: messenger RNA, 1356 nt
Organism: Sparassis crispa
Lineage: Eukaryota; Fungi; Basidiomycota; Agaricomycetes; Polyporales; Sparassidaceae
Product: UROD/MetE-like protein
Exons: 16
Coding region: 1-1356 (451 amino acids)
Molecular function (GO): 5-methyltetrahydropteroyltriglutamate-homocysteine S-methyltransferase activity; zinc ion binding
Source: RefSeq, a predicted model, not a curated record
AUGACAUUAGCGUGGACUUCUAAGAAACUACACUUACUUCUGAAGCAUCGAACCCCUCGCCUACUUGGGCUUUUUCACGUCUCAAAGCUGUCCAUCAGUAUGAAUCAUGCGUGGCGCAGGCACCUUACGUGCCCAGGAAUCACUCACAUCGAUCCUGUUUUGACCAUGUCUACUCGUCUGAAUCCUCCAUUCCGCGCUGAGCAUAUUGGUUCUCUCCUCCGACCGGCUAAACUUGUCGCAAAACGGUUCGAGUUUGAGACCGGGGCAUGUUCUGCAGAAGAGCUCAAGGCUGUCGAAGAUGAAAGUAUUCCUGCAAUCGUGAAGCUGCAGCGAGAGGCAGGCAUGAAGACGAUCACGGAUGGCGAAAUGAGGAGAGCUGCAUUCUACCAGGGCAUGUUUGAGAAGCUCGGCGGCAUGGAGAUUGUUCCCAACUGCUCGCUUACCACUUUCAAGUCAUAUAUUCCUUACGUGGGCAUCUUUCAUGCCAUGGGACUGACGGAGUAUUCCUCGAUAUACUGCAAUGGCAAGAUCAAGAGGACCGAGGGUGUUCACACUGAUGACUUCAAGUACUUGAAAAGUUUGGUCUCUUCGGAGGUCGAACACAUCAAAGUGACCAUUUGUGGGCCAACCUGGAUGCAUCUCCGUCACGGAUCUGAUCACACGUAUGACAAGUCCGUGUAUACGAACGAUGCGCAGUACUUCGCUGAUCUCAUUCAAGCGUAUCGCGAAGAAAUUAAAGAACUGUACUCACUCGGUUGUCGCAACGUUCAGUUCGAUGAUCCAACGUUCUGCUUCUUUUGCUCAGACUCCAUGAUUACCGGCAUGGAACAAGCCGGCGUGGAUCACGAGGCGUUGCUUCGCAUGUACAUCGAUGUUUUCAAUGACAUCACCAAAAGUCGUCCAGCCGAUCUCACUAUGGGAGUCCACAUGUGCAGGGGAAAUUUCAAGGGAAUGCAUUACACGGCAGGAGGUUAUGCACGUAUCUCUGAAACGCUCUUCAAAAGGAUGGACGUGGACUGUUUCUAUCUAGAAUUUGACGAUGAUCGCUCUGGUGACCUCAUGCCCUUGCGUUACCUUCCGCCAAACAAAACUGCUGUACUGGGGUUGAUCACCACGAAGAGGGGCACUCUCGAGAGCAUUGCGAACUUGAGAGUUCGCGUGGAGGAAGCUGCUGAGAUCAUAUCACAGGGAGAUCCUAAGCGGCCGAAGAGCGACGCGAUGAACCAACUGUGCCUCAGUCCGCAAUGCGGUUUUGCUUCUGUGUUCGAAGGUAACCCCAUCUCCGAAGAGGAGGAGCGAAAGAAACUCGAGCUGGUGGUUGAGGCCGCGAAGCAAAUUUGGCAGUCCUUCCCUUAG